This is a messenger RNA of Pogoniulus pusillus (Red-fronted tinkerbird), 2169 nucleotides long. RefSeq names its product homeobox C13 (gene HOXC13). Gene Ontology annotation, biological process: regulation of transcription by RNA polymerase II. Gene Ontology annotation, molecular function: RNA polymerase II cis-regulatory region sequence-specific DNA binding; DNA-binding transcription factor activity, RNA polymerase II-specific. The record is from RefSeq and is a predicted model, not a curated record. Lineage: Eukaryota; Metazoa; Chordata; Aves; Piciformes; Lybiidae.
GUCGCGGGGAGCGGCGGGGAGCGGCGCGGAGCUUCCCCCGACGGCGGCCGAGGAGGAGGAAGAGGCGGCGGAGGAAGAAGGAGAAGAAGAGGAAGAAGAGGAAGGCAGCAUCACGGAAUGACAUGACGGCCCCACUCGGCCUCCCCCCUCGCUGGCCCGACGGCCUAGCUUGUCGCUGCGAGGAAAACCCCCGCGAGAAAAAUCGGAUGGAAGGGUUGGGACACUGCCGGGAGAUGCUCACCCCCCACGCCGGACUCGCUUGCCCACCGCCCCACCUCAUCCCCCCCCCCCCACCACCGCCACCAGCACCCCAGGGAGCUCCGUAUGCCGAGCUGACCACCGCCGAACCCCCCCGGCAGUGUCCGUCGGGGGCGGCUUCCAGCGCGGCUCUGGGUUACGGUUACCCCUUCGGGGGGGGUUACUACGGCUGUCGGUUGUCCCACUCCCACGGAGUCAACCUGCAGCAGAAACCCUGCGCUUAUCACCCCGCGGAGAAGUACCCCGAGGCCGGCGGACCCCUGCCCGCUGAGGAGCUGCCGUCGAGGGCCAAAGAAUUUGCCUUUUAUCCCGGUUUUCCCAGCUCCUACCAAGCGGUCCCGGGUUAUUUGGACGUGUCGGUUGUCCCGGGGCUUGGUCCUCACCCGGAACCAAGACACGACGCUUUGCUUCCCAUGGAAGGUUACCAACACUGGGCUCUUUCCAAUGGAUGGGAUGGGCAAGUGUAUUGCUCCAAAGAGCAAUCCCAGUCCGCACACCUCUGGAAAUCACCUUUCCCAGACGUGGUCCCUUUGCAACCCGAAGUCAGCAGCUACCGAAGAGGACGGAAAAAAAGGGUCCCUUACACCAAAAUCCAGCUGAAGGAGUUGGAGAAGGAGUAUGCGGCCAGCAAAUUCAUCACCAAAGAGAAGCGGAGGAGGAUUUCAGCCACCACCAACCUGUCCGAACGUCAAGUGACUAUCUGGUUCCAGAACCGGAGGGUCAAGGAGAAGAAAGUGGUGAGCAAAUCCAAGACAGCCCAUCUCCACGCCACCUGACAGAGGAUGACUUCGGAGGAAGAAGAGGAAGAGGAGGAAAGGGGCAAGGAAUUAAAACACAGAAACAAAAAGAAAGAAAAGAGAACACAAAAAAAAAAGGAGGAGGAAGAGAGGAGAAGCUUAAAUAUUUAUCUGGUAGUUUGUAUGAUAAACGUCAUCGGGGACCCUGCUGAUCACAAGUCAUUAUUUAAAGAGGAAAUAAUAUUAAUUAAUAUUAAUAAUAAUAAUUAAUAAUAAGCGACAUUCACGCUUCAUGCCCACCUACCCCCACCCUCCCCACCGCCACACCUAAAAACCCACCCAGCGCAUCUUUGAUUCUUCUCCCCCCCCCCCAACCCCGACACCCUGCUCUGACUGUGAACACUCCCCCACACCCACCCCUGAUUUUGCUCUGAGGAAUCCAUCGAUAAGGUUCAACUGUGUAUAUUUUUAAGAGAAAAUAAUAAUGGUGAUUAUAAUAAUAUUAAUAAUUAAUAAGCUGAGAGUGUAGCCGUGCUAAAGGAGAGAUGGACUCUGAAUGUCGCCCCACACACGCCCCCACGCCCUUCGUCUUGCUGUAUAUUCUGACCACCUCCCACCCACCCUUUCCUCCCAGUCCUACAUACCUCGGGGCCAUUUCACCCACCCACGCGUAGAUGUUGUUUGGAGAACCCACGGCAAAGUGGCAUCACCUUCGUGGAAAGAAACCCAGCGCUGGCUGUGGCUCCAGCAUCCCAACCACUGUUUUUUUUUAAGCUCCAAAGUGGAAACGAAUCGCUGAAGGAGGUGAUUUUGGGGAAGGGGUGGGGGAGGUGGGGGGGAGGUGUAUGUGUGCCUGUGUGGUUCUCCCCAGGAUUUCCUUGAUCUCUGCCACAAACCUGGAAUCUCUCCGCUGGCAAGAUGCGGGGCGGGGGAAAUGCACAAAUAUUGUCUUUGGGCUUUUCUUUCCCUCUCGGAAGAGGUUAAGGAUCGAAGCUGUUGUCCGGAGGUGUAAAAAAAAAGAAAAAAAAGACUCAAAUAUUUUUCUUUUAUUUUUCAUUUUUUCCCCUCUUUUUUUCCCCAGUUGUCUUGUACCUGUAGAUAAAAUUGUGGUGUCCAGCUGGAAUGUACCGACUGCAGAUGACAUUUCCCAAAUAAAUACUUUUUUUUUUCCUUU